Molecule: messenger RNA, 1923 nt
Organism: Halichondria panicea
Lineage: Eukaryota; Metazoa; Porifera; Demospongiae; Suberitida; Halichondriidae
Product: pre-mRNA 3'-end-processing factor FIP1-like
Exons: 17
Coding region: 73-1776 (567 amino acids)
Cellular component (GO): mRNA cleavage and polyadenylation specificity factor complex
Source: RefSeq, a predicted model, not a curated record
GCUGUUAAAUGACUCCCCACGCAUCUGGAUCAGGUGCCCACCACGUGGCGAACUAUAAAGAGGCUCAAAAAAAUGGCAGUGGAUGUUGCAGACGAAGAUAAGUGGCUGUACGGCGACUGCGAGGACGAAGGUUUGAAGCUUUUAACACCAGAUAAAGAUACACCAGAAAUAGUACAAGAAAAUGGAAGAGAGCCGACGCCCACUUUUGAGGAGACGGAUCUACUGGAAGAACCAAGCCACACCCCCUUACCCCCACCAGCUGAGAUCAAUAAUGAGGUCGCCACUGCUGACUCAGCACCUGUAGAGGAGACGAGUGCAAUGCAGAGUACAGAAGAUGGUGGAGGCAAUAAAGAUGAAGAGGAGGACAGCGAGAGUGACGAUGACGAUGUGCAGAUCACAAUAGGAGAAAUCAAAACUGAGAAUAUUUACAACCGACAGCCUGGUUACCCACGGUUACCCGCCACUCAAGGUGCAGUGGGUGUGGCCAGGAAGGUGGACCUCGAGACAGUGCCUCAGAUCAAUGGUCAGUCACUCCUCGAGAUGGAUAUAGGAGAGGUAGCCGACAAGCCGUGGAGACUACCAGGUGCUGAUAUUACUGAUUACUUCAACUAUGGCUUCACUGAGGAAACGUGGCGAUUAUAUUGUGACAAACAGCGUAAAAUGAAAACUGAAGUUGGAAACCUCAACAAAAUAGCCGUCCAGAGUAAUCGACCCCUGGUGACCUCUGAGGCUAUGGUAUACCCUUCAUCGAUGUCCAAGCUUCCUCUUCCUCUGCCUCUGCCUCCUGGCCAACCCCCCGUUGUGUCUGCCCCCAUCUCCCACACAUCCAUUGCAGCUGCUGCCACCGCUCAACGUGGCAAAACACCGGACGCUGACGGUGGUGGAGGUGAAUCAGAUGGCAGGGCUACUCCAGAGCUACCGACACAGACCAAUACCAUCAUCAACAUGCCUCUGAAACCAUCACUCAUGCCACCCCCAAUGCUACCACCAUCAUCGCUAGGCAACCUCCCGCCCCCUCCCUUUGGAUUCCCCCCACCUUUCCACGGAGCCCCGCCCACUGGAGACCAUAACCUAGCCGCAGCAAUGGCCGCCAUGUUUGGAGUGAGACCACCAGACGGCAGUGGUCUACCCAACCUCCCGCCCCCUCAACACGGGUUUCCCCCUAUGCCCCCUCCAGGCAUGGGCAUGGGAAUGGGGGGCAUGCCUGAUGGAAUGCAUCCUCCCUUCCCGGGAUUGCCAUUUCCACCGCCAGGAGAUCAUGGUCCAAUGUCAUUUGAUGAGAGGGGCUUACCCCCCAUGCCCCCUGACAUGCUACACGGUGCCCCCUUUCAUUGGGACCCGGCCAUGGGACCACCUCCCCCUGAGCUCUUUGAGGGGUUCCGCCCACGCAGUAGAUCCCCGUCUCGAUCCACUUCGUCUCGUUCUCGUUCUCGCAGCUCAUCGUACGAGCGCUACAAGAAGAGUUCCUCCCGGAGACACCGCAGGAGGUCCAGGUCACGCUCGCGAGAUCGUGAACGCAGCAGUCGUAGCAGUCGUCAUCACCGUGAGCACCAUCGGAGCGACAGACACGACCGUGACAAAGAACGAGAAAAGCAGAAGAGCAGCAGACGAGAGCACCGGGAAGAUCGUUCAAGACACGAACGGUCGAGUCGUCGCCACCGCAGUACAAGCAGGAGCAAGGAUAAUGAGAGAAGCAGCCGCAAAGAGAAGACCAAAGCCACUACUGAUGCUGACACAACCAGAGACUCUCGCUCUAGAUCAAGAACUCCUUCCUAGAACUCUAAGACUAAUGUUCUCUUUAGCUAUAUACCUUCAGUCAGUGUGUGGUCUCACUAUAGAGACACCUUGCUGUGUCUGCUCUAAUGUGCUAUGUCUGUGUGUGUGUCUGUGUUUUUGCACUCUUUAUUCACCUUUUCUUAUGAG